UUAGUAUCCACACUAGACUGCUUCUCCCCCAGCUGUACCUGCCCCUCUUCAUUCCUAAUUGUCUCAUUUGGCCCAGCCCCGCCCAGCCUGACCUUGCCUCCUGCCCACUGACUUUUCCUACCCCUUUCAGCAGCUGCAUUGACUGUUGUGCUCGAAAAUAUUGCAUUGUGAUUAUCUGAGUAGGUGGAAGUUUCCCGAGAACAAAGCCUGGGUUGUUAACAUCUUCGUUUGUGCAGAACUUAGCAAAGCACCCAGAACACAGAAGUACUAAACAAGUUGGAUGGAUGGAUGAAUGGAUGGAUGGAUGGAUGGAUGGAUGGAACGAGCAGAAAUCUGCCUGAUACUGUGGCCUGAAGCAGACUAGUUCAUUCUUGACGUAUCUAGAUGUAGCCUUGACCUAGGGAAUGAAUGUCUUCAGUGAGCCCGUCCUUGGAUGAUCUUGUCUUCUAGGGUGAGUUGGCCUGGGUUCAGUGCCAACUGUCAUAUUUAGGCAUUCAUUGACCAUCCUUGGUGCCAGGCCCAUAUUGGGCAGAUGAAGAUUCACUUACAUGUCACAUGAUGGUAGAUGAUUUUACUGAGCAUUUACUAAGUACCAGAUACUGUUCUAGGUGCUUUAAGUGAAUUAGUUCAUUCAACUCACACAGCAUCUGAUGGGGUACAUACUAUUAGUAUCUCCAUUUUGUAGAUGAGAGUUAGAAAAGUUAACGAGCACAUAGAGCUAUGAAAAAUAGAAUCUGCACGUAAACCCAGGCAGCCUGGUUCCAGAGACUGACAUUACCAGCACCUCAUGUCCCCAGGUUCGUGUUUUCGGGGGGGUCCUUGCAUUUCUCGGUCCCUUCGUCUCCCAAGUUGGAAGGACAGGUAAGGGCUAAGAAGAGAAAAUUUCAGCUUGGUUUUUUUUUUAUUUAGUCAGUUAUAUUCCCUCGUGAUUACUUCAGGAUACGCAGUUAGCCAGGAUGGGGUCUGUAUUUUCUUCUUUCUAUCUGUAUACGUUUACUUACCCAGUGUAACUUUUCUCACCCAGAUUUGAGUGAUUAGCAAAAAAGUUCAUGAUGCAAACGGUUUUGCUCUGUGCAAACCAUCUGUCUUUCUCAGUGGGCUGGAAACCACACCACUGCUUCCUCUUUACCUUUGUAGUGAGAGCACAGCCUUUGUCACUGGGUGUCUGAACAACUUCAGUGACACGGCCAGGAGAGGUCUGUACUGGUCCAAAUGGCACACAUCCUAUACGUGGCAUCUCUCUUUCUCCUUCUGACUAAGCUCAGCAUUGGCCAGAGAAAAGUAACGGUCCAGAAAGGACCGCUGUUUCGGGCUGAAGGCUACCCUGUCAGCAUUGGCUGCAAUGUAACUGGCUACCAGGGACCUUCUGAGCAGCACUUCCAGUGGUCCGUUUACCUGCCGACAGCCCCCACUCGAGAAAUCCAGAUCAUAAGCACCGCGGAUGCCACCUUCACUUACGCGGUGUACGCGCAGCGAGUGCGAAGCAGGGGGAUCUACGUGGAGAGGGUCCGGGGCAACUCAGUCUUGUUGCACAUCUCAAAGGUCCAGCUGAAGGAUUCUGGAGAGUAUGAGUGUUACACACCGAACACGGAUAAAAAAUACUACGGCAAUUACAGUGCGAAGACUAGACUCAUUGUUAUUCCAGAUACCCUCUCUGCCACCAUGAGUUCCCAGACUCUCAGUAAGAAGGAAGGCGAAUCAUUAGAACUUACGUGUGAAGCAUCCAAAGCGACAACUCAGCAUACCCACCUGUCUGUCACCUGGCACCUGAUCCAGGAUGGAGAAAGAAGCCAAGCUACUGAGAUUAUUUCCCUCUCCAAAGAUUUCAUGUUGAUCCCUGGGCCCUCAUUUACCGAGAGGUUUGCCGCUGGUGAUGUGCAUCUCAACAAGCUUGGGGUCACUACCUUCAGGCUGGCCGUAGGGAGGCUCCAGCCCUCCGAUCAAGGCCAGCUGUUCUGUGAGGCAACCGAAUGGAUUCAAGAUCCAGAUGAAACCUGGACUCUAAUCACGAAAAAGCAGACGGAUCAAACAACUCUGAGGAUCCAACCGACAGUGAGAGAUUUUCAAGUCAACAUUACCACCCAGAGCACGUUUACAGCAGGGAAACCCUUAGAACUGGUUUGCCUGGUCGUAGGCAGUGGCCAGGACCCACAGCUUCAGGGCAUCUGGCUCUUCAAUGGUAACGAGGUGGCCCGCAUCAAUGCUAGUGGUGUUCUGGACCUCAAGAGAGACUACAGAGAGAGAGCAAGUCAAGGACAGCUCCAGGUUUCAAAGUUAAACCCCAAGGUUUUCUCUCUCAAGAUCUUUUCUAUGGGCCCCGAGGAUGAAGGGGCCUACACAUGUGCCGUGGAAGAGGUGGUAAGAAAUCAGAUGGACUCCUGGGAUGUGCUUCAGAGAAAGCAGUCACCGGACAGCCGCGUGCAUCUGAGGAUGCCAGCAGCAAGAAAUGUGGCCUUAUCUACCAAGAGCAAGCAGCAAGCAGUGUGGGAAGGAGAGGUAUUAACCCUUCUCUGCAAGGCCGAUGGAACCGAGAGUCCCCUGUCUGUGGAAUGGUGGCGCCUCCCACAGGGCCACACGCAGCCAGAGUUCGUGGCUGGCAUGGGGCAGGAUGGCACGGUGCAGCUAGGCGCCCCCUACAAGGAACUCAAUAACCACGGCAACACAAGGCUGGAGAAAACGGACUGGGCCACUUUCCAGCUGGAGAUCGCCUCCACCACCAUUACGGACAGCGGUAUAUAUGAGUGCCGAGUGUCUGAGAGCGCCCAGAACCAGGCCAGAGGUCAGAGCUGGACUCAGAAGUUGUCGGUCACCAUCAGAUCUCUGGAGUCGAGUUUACAGGUUAAGCUGAUGAGCCGUCAACCCCAAGUGACAUUAACCAACACCUUUGGCCUGUCCUGCAUAGUGGAGGCUGACUUCUCCCACCUCAGGGUGCCACUCACUGUGACGUGGCAGUUCCAGCCAGCAAGAUCUCGGGUCUUUUAUCUGCUUGUGCGAAUCGCCUGGAACGGCACUAUUGAGUGGGGGGAUUUCCUAUCUCAGUUCCAAAAGAAGACAAAGCUUUUGCAGUCCUCAUUUUACUCUCAACUCCUAAUCCACGAUGCCACGGAGGAAGAAGCAGGAGUUUAUCGGUGUCAAGUAGAAGUUUAUGCCAGAAAUUCCCCAGACACGAGCGGCCCCCCGAGGGCUUCUGCCGUCUCUCACUCGCUGAUGAUAGCCAUCACUUUGCCAGAGAGCAAGCUAAGAGUGAACUCAACCAGUCAAGUCCAAGAGAUCUUCAUCAACUCCAACACCAACAUAGAAUGUAGCAUCUUGUCCCAGUCCACUGGAGACCUCCAGUUAGCCGUUAUUUGGUACUUCUCUCCCAUUUCCAUGAAUGCAACCUGGCUGAGGAUCCUGGAAAUGGACCAAACCAAUGUUGUAAAAUAUGGGGAUGAAUUUCACUCCCUACUGAGAAAACAAAAAUUCCACCCCAAGAAAGUUUCCCAGGACUUGUUUCAGCUACAGAUUCUGAAUGUGGAAGACAGCGAUCAGGGCAGAUACCACUGUGCUGUGGAAGAAUGGUUCUUGUCCAGAAACGGCACUUGGCACAAGCUUGGAGAAAAGAAGUCAGGUCUGACAGAAUUGAAACUCAGGCCCACAGGAAGCAAGGUACGCGUCUCCAAAGUGUACUGGACAGAAAAUGCUACCGAGCACACGGAGGUGGCCAUCCGCUGCAGCCUGGAGAGUUCUGGCAGCUCGGCUUCUCUGUACUCUGUGAUGUGGUUGCGCAACGGGGAGCAUUCAGGAAGGCAAAUGCUGGUACACCUUCGGCAUGAUGGCUUGCUGGAGUAUGGUGACGAGGGGCUCGGGGGGCAUCUGUACUGUUACCGCUCAUCCCCUACAGACUUUGUCCUGAAGCUUCAUCGGGUCAGAAUGGAGGAUGCUGGUUUGUACUGGUGCAAGGUGACAGAGUGGGAGCCACAUGGUACCCCUGGCACGUGGGUCAACCGAGCAUCAGAUGAGUCCCAGCCUGUGGUGCUCACGGUGCUGCCUUCAGAGCCCACAUUUCCCUCCAGGAUCUGCUCAUCAACACCUUUACUCUAUUUCCUAUUCACCUGCCCCUGCAUUCUGUUUAUCCUUCUGCUCAUUUCCCUCGUCUGCUUGUACCACAAAGCCAGGAGGUUGCGGGCACUGAAGCUAAACGCGCUGAAAGAAAAGACUCUCUGGGUGGAUUUGAAAUGGGCUGGAGACUGGGUAACCACCUGGAGAGAAGAGGAAGACCAUUGAAUCCCGAGAGCCGUCUGCAGCCCUAUGGAAAAGUGUGGGCUCUGGAAUUGGACUGAGCAUUGGUGUGAAUGAAUCCUGAUUGUGUCCUUCUUGGUGUGUGUGGCCUUGGGCAAGUUACCUAGGAAUCAGAGGGAAUGUGUAUGUGGUUUCUUUGUGUGUUAAGUCAUCUGCCCCUUGCCUUCUCCCAGGAGCUAGAUGAUUUACCCUGUGUUUCAUUUGCCGCACCUCACGGAGGUUCAGGGUCCCCUUCUGUAAGGAGAGAACCUCCCUCACACAGCCUCUUGGGUAUUAGUUGCAAUCCUAUGGCGAAGCCCAGGGUGAGGCUGCCCUCUGCUUUCUCCUCCCUUAUGUCGCUGAUUCCCAGGAAAGCAUUCCGAGUGGUCCAGUCACACUGGCUCUAGGUAAUCUUUUGCCCCAGAUAAGAGGUGUGGGAAGGGGCCUGAUGUCAGCAAGGCAAAAAGGAAUUGGGAAUAUGCCCUUCAUUGACAUCAGAUCUACUUCCCAAUGUGGAUGUGACUUCCUUCAAUGCAGAAAUCCUGUCUUGCCCCCAUCCCAUCUAUAAAUGCUACUCAAGGACAAUCUCUGCGUAGACGGUACCUAAUUAAUAUUGAUGGGUUCUUUGAAGAAAUUAUAAAGCAUUUUGUAGUCUGAGUUUCUGCUUCCUCUUUCUUCCUCCCUCCUUUCCUUCCUCGCUUUCUCUGUUUUCUUUCUUUCUUUCUUUCUUUCUUUCUUUCUUUCUUUCUUUCUGUCUUUCUUUUCUUUUCUCCUCACCUCACCUCUCAUCUCCUUUUCUUCUUUUCUCUAUAAGACUAUUAGGUCAUUAGGAAAAACUUUUUUUUUUUUUUUAACGACAGUCAACCCCAAGGCCUCAUAUCUCCCCUUCCUCCCCACACCAAAAGAUCCAUCUGGAUCCUGGCUUUUAGCCAAUGCCUUAUUUUCUUUGACCUGACAGCACUGGGUAGUAGCACAGAGUGUUGUGGUAGUUCUUUGGGGGAGGAGGAGUAACAGGGCCCCUGUCCCCUCCUUCUCCAGCAGGGGCUGGGAGCCCAGGGGGAUCACUGGGUCAAGUCUGGUUCCUCAGGGUCCCCAGUUCUCAGCCAGGAAAGGUCAGGAGGGCUGGGGUUGGGGAGUGUCAUGGCUUACAGCUUUUAACAACUGGCCCCAGGAUAUGAUAACUGUUUCCACUGGGCCUGAGGUCUCCUCAUCUUUGUUUCAAAAGCUGCUCAGGCCCUAUCGGAGCCAGAAUUGGAAAUCAAUCAGUGCCACCUAACAGACUUGAGAAAACGCAUCUAUUUCUUAUCUAUGUGACCAAUGGGGUUGCUUUAACACUUGGCGAUUUGCAUGUCCAAGGAGAGCAAUUUAUUUUUAAUUAUUUUAUCAAGCACACACGUCUUCUGCAAACAUAAUUAGUUCCCUUGCCAGGGGAUUACCGGGGCUCUGAGAACUCCCACUGUAGCCUAUGGGUUCCUUACGUUUCUCUCCCUUUAUCGGCUCAUUUGAAAUACUACAAGUAUUUCCUUAAAUGUGUCAACACAUCUGUCUCUUGUCUCUCAGGUAGGGUGGCAUAUUUUUCAGAAAACAAAGCUAAGGUUAUGACUCCUUAGAAAGUGUGAUGCCCCCUGCCCACCCCCCGCCCCCGGCAGAAACCUGGAGUUUAAUUGGUAUUUUGAAGAGAGAGAACAGAAUUGAGCCCCGUCAGAUAAUCCCAGCAGACUCUAGUACUGUCCCCUGCCUGGGCUACUCUUUCCCCUUAUCUCUCUUCCUCUGUCCUCAGCUGGGCCCCGCCUUUCAGAAGCUUGGAGCUCAGCACUUUUUCACGUUUGAAUCCGGCUCAGACAUUGCACAGAGCAGACACUCAAAUGUCCAACCGCACCGCCCGGCACAGAGCACGGGAACGAUUAUUUCCCAGUGAGCACCUCCUAGUGUCUGGCAGAGAUGGGGGUGAGGGAUCUAAUGGUGACCCGCCCCAUCCCCUGGGGUCAUCACCUUGCAUCUUCUGGAUGCUCUGCUUUCAUACAGCACGUUAGAUGUCCAGAGAAGCCACACGGCUCCAUUUGGCCCAUGGGGAAUUUUCAGGCAACCAAGCCCCAAAGUCAUCUUUUCUCUUUUCUUGAACUGAAUAAAAUUUUUCACCUAACUCCGGAGACAUUUUACAUGAAACCUCUUCUUUUUCCAAUUAUGUACUUGUUCCAUUUUCCUGUCUAAAACUUAGUACAGAAUUGUACUUUUGUUCAUUGAUUUCAACUUUUCCGUUCUAUGUCAGCACCUGGUUUUCCCGUCAGCAUCUUGUGUUUCAAACCCUCUUUGGUAACAGAACAACCCUCUGUCUCAGGAGUUGGCCACCUAUGGCCCACAGGCCAAAUGCUGCCCACCACCUGUUUUUUAAAAUACGAUUUGUGUGAAUACAGCCACUCCCGUUUGCCUACAUAUUACCUCCGGCCGCUGUCACAAUAAAACGGCAGUGGUGAGUCACUGCCAGGGGGGCUAUAUGACCCGCAAUGCCUAGAAUGUUUACUAUCUGACGCUUUACAAGAAAAGUUUUCCAACCCUGCUCUUUUUUAGUGGCUAGUGUUCUGUCUCCGCCAUGCCCUGUGCUCCUGGGAAAUUUUAUUUGACCUGUUGUAUCUGUAUCUGUAAUAUACCUGAUUAACUGAAGAAUAAUCCUAAGCCCUCUGGAUCAGUGUCCAGUCCAAACAGUUGUGAAGUUCGAAUCCUCUGCCAUACUCCUACUGGAGAUGGAAAAUGCGUCACUCCGGAGGUAUUCCUACUCUGUGUGGGGUGAGACGACAAGGAGGUGACAAAGGCAUGAAUAGGCUGUUUUUGUUCUUUAUAGUCUAUUGAGAUGUAUAGGAAACAAGAUCUUGAACGUGCACAAGAACUUGGCCUUUAUUUGGUGGACAGUGGUGAGCCAUUGAAUGUUAUUUAGCAGGGAAGGGGCAGCUCCCUUCAGGAGAAUUGAAAAAGGAGCAGCAUAGAUGAUGGGUAGGGGUUGGGUGAGGGCUGGGGCAGUACCAGGACAAAAUGACACCGCUAGCCUCAGGACACCACCUCCACUGUCCUCUAAUUUGUGUAACAGGGAUAAAAACAGCUUUAUGAGGUUUGUGGACUGAACCAAACUGUCAGAAAGUUUCAAGUCUUACAGCAAGCUCAAAGAGGUAGCUAAUGUAUAUUUGUUAAAGACAAUGACAUGUUAUGAGAUUCUUCUUCUGGUUAAUAAAUAUUAAUUUUCUAUUGAUAAGUGUA
Neofelis nebulosa (Clouded leopard) is the source of this 7509-nucleotide messenger RNA. It is a transcript of the gene CD101, whose product is annotated as CD101 molecule. Bases 1213 to 4266 code for a protein of 1017 amino acids. The record is from RefSeq and is a predicted model, not a curated record. NCBI's taxonomy places the organism in Eukaryota, Metazoa, Chordata, Mammalia, Carnivora, Felidae. The transcript has 9 exons.